This is a messenger RNA of Trypanosoma rangeli, 2067 nucleotides long. RefSeq names its product putative tyrosyl-tRNA synthetase. Gene Ontology annotation, biological process: tRNA aminoacylation for protein translation. The coding region runs from base 1 to 2067 and encodes 688 amino acids. Lineage: Eukaryota; Euglenozoa; Kinetoplastea; Trypanosomatida; Trypanosomatidae. The record is from RefSeq and is a predicted model, not a curated record. The transcript has a single exon. Gene Ontology annotation, molecular function: ATP binding; aminoacyl-tRNA ligase activity.
AUGACAGCGCAGAACUCGGCUGAGAUGACAGUGGAGGAGCGGUACGCACUUGUGCGCUCCAUUGGUGAGGAGUGCAUUCAGGAGAACGAGCUUUUAAACCUCAUCACUAAGAAGCCAAACAUCCGCUGCUAUGAUGGGUUUGAGCCUUCCGGGCGCAUGCACAUUGCUCAAGGGGUGUUCAAGGCUGUUAAUGUCAACAAGUGCACUCAAAGUGGGUGUGAAUUUGUGUUUUGGGUUGCCGACUGGUUUGCGCUGAUGAACGACAAAAUGGGUGGGGAGCUGGAAAGGAUCCACAUUGUUGGCCAGUACUUGAUCGAGGUGUGGAAGGCGGCCGGGAUGAAUAUGGAGAAGGUGAUUUUCUUGUGGAGCAGCGCCGAGAUAACGCGGAACGCAAACGCGUACUGGAAGACCGUGCUGGACAUCGCUCGCAAAAACACCAUCGCACGCAUCAAGAAGUGCUGCACGAUUAUGGGCAAGCAGGAGGGCACCUUAACGGCGGCACAGGUUCUCUACCCCCUGAUGCAGUGUGCUGACAUUUUUUUCCUAAAGGCAGACAUCUGCCAGCUUGGGCUGGACCAACGCAAGGUGAACAUGUUGGCGCGCGAGUACUGCGACCUCAUUGGACGCAAACUGAAGCCCGUGAUUCUGUCGCACCACAUGCUUUGCGGCCUCAAAGAGGGUCAGCCGAAGAUGAGCAAAAGUGACCCGGAUAGCGCUAUCUUCAUGGAGGACACGAAGGAGGAUGUGGAGCGUAAAAUUUGUCACGCGUACUGCCCACGCUCAAGACAGAGAAAGGAGGAGGUUUCCGAGGACGGGGCACCGGUGCCCAACGAGGACAAAAAUCCGGUACUGGACUACUACCAACAUGUUAUUUACUCUCGCCCGGGCGCGAAGAUCACGGUGAGCGGCACGACGUACAAAACUUACGAGGAACUUGAAGAGGCCUUUGUGGAUGGCGCAAUCACAGAGGCGUCACUGAAGGACACACUUGCCGUGGAACUGAAUGCCCUAUUGGAACCCGUGCGCCAGCACUUCGCGCAUGACCCUCAUGCGGCGGAGCUCUUGGAAAAAGUCAAGUCUUUUCGCAAAGGCGACGCAUCCAUGCCGUUGGAAGAGGGCGCUCCACUAGAGCAAUCGGCAACGCCGUUGGCAGUUGUGUGGCUGCCUGCAGUGAUACAAAUGCCCGUGGAUGUUGCUAUCGCUAUUUCUGACGCCAUUAGGGCGUUUUUGGAGCAGCACUCCAAUGGGGAGGUUGUGCUUCUACUUCCAGAGUGGACUGCGUUUUCAUGUGGUGAGGUGACGGGUGAGGAGAAAAACAUAAACGCCGCACUCGAGCUUAACCUUGCGCUCUUGCAGUCAAAUUAUGUGAAGAAAGACGGUGUUCGUGUCGUGCGUCAGAGUCAACUUAUCCUGGACAAUCCGAAUGAUUACUGGGUGGCUGCCAUCAACGCGGGUCGUCGCAACUUGUUGCAGAGCCUGGGAGAUACCUGUGGGGAGUUCAAAAGCGCCGGCCACUUGGUCGCGGCCCUCAUGUACGUGGCUGAUGUGGCAAUGUUAAGGGCCACCCACGUUAUCUCCGCGUCUCAUGAGCGUGGCUAUCACGAGGUUGUGACGAAGUUUUUUGAGGGGCGUGUCACGGUGAUCCCCGCAAGGGAGGGAAAUGUUCCGCCGCUGCACCGCCCGGAGGCAUCGGUUGCCAGCGCCGACGACGUCCUGUUUCUCGGCGACACGGACAUGGACGUGUGCCGCAAGAUCAAGAGGGCGUACUGUGCACCCAACGAGGCAGAGAACCCGGUGCUUUCUAUCGCCGCCUGGCUCCUGCGUGAGCGCGGCGCACUGACUGUGGAGAGGGCAGCAGAGAAUGGAGGAAACGUGACGUACACGGACGAAGUGCUGCUGCGCAACGACGCGCAAUCCGGGGCGUUGCACCCGGCAGACCUAAAGGCAGCUGUCACGAAGCCGCUGCUGGAGAGCUGCGCGGCGUCCAAGGCAGUGCUCGCAAGUGCUGAGGGCAAAAAACUUUCACAAACGCUGCGGCAGGCCGCGAAGAAGCUGUCAAAAAAAUGA